UGUUAGUGAAGCACAGAGAACUUGGUGUAAGGUUCAUUGUUUUCCUGUUUUCGUGCUGAGCUUAUUUCAUUUAAUAACCUACACAAGGUGUCUAUACUUGAUGUGAGGUAGUCAUACUGUUCUAUUUACAGUGAUUGUGAGUGCUGAGUAAGUGUGCAUUGUAAAUACAGCCUUAAUCCGGAUAGUUUAUUCACAUUAGCUAGAUUAGUACGUUACUGUAUUUACUGGUAUUUAUCAGGUAUUGAUUUUUAUGUCUGCUAGUUUAACAUUAAUGGACCUCAUUCACCGACAUCUUCCUACGUUUGUUCUUAAAUUUGUUCUUGAGAAAAAUCCUAAAAAAGUCUACAUCACAUUCACAAUCUGCAGAACUGUUCACACCUUUGUGCUCUUGAGUGUGUAGAUUCUGUUCUUACCUAAGAACAAACCCCAAAUGAGAAAACAUUGGUGAAUGUCAGAAUCUGUGUAAAAAGAGAAAUCACUUCUUACAAACAGUUGGAGAAUGUUCAGAUUUUUAAAUCAUAAACACGUUGAUUUACAUUUGAUCUGCCGUCUCUUUGAUUAAGAGAGAUCCCAUCACUGGAAACCAACGCGCAUCACAAAUACAGAGACAUGAACCAAACGCGGUCACUGUCUCAAUACAUUUGCCGGUGGUAGAACUGACUUCAUUGUGACGUCACAGUAUAUGCGCUACAGACAAUGCCCCUUAGUUACCGUUGCUAAGGGGCGUGGCCUGUAGUAUUUAAAUAGUGACGUCACAACGAAGUCCGCAGCAGUUGAUGAAAGUCGUCGAUCAGAGAGGUUCGAGGUUACAGCUGAGAUAUUAAACAGGGAACAAACAAGACGAAUUUUGGUUUUAAAGCCAAAUUCAGAAAACACAAUGAAGUCAAACCAAGACGAGCAAUCGCCACCCAGUCCCACAGGCUGUGGUUGCUGGUGCAGCUGCCUCCGUAGGAGGAAAAUCAUCCCCCAUAAGAAUGAAGAGGAGAAGAAGAGGCAGAGGAAGCUGGAAGAGGGGAGGAGGCAGCAAAACAGAGAGAGUGAGACAUCAACUAGAAAGAAGAGUGGACAGGACUGCAUGAGAGAGGCCUGUACAGAGGAGAUGAUAGGAGUGGGAGAGAUUCAGAAGAAGAAGAUCAGAGAUCUGAAGAAGAGACUUCAGCAGCAGAAGUUAGAGAUUCAAAGCUGCAUAGAAAAAGAGGAAGCUCUAAAGAGAGAGCUGAAACAAAUGAAAGAUAUAUUAUCGAAGAGAAGGAUGGAGAACCGAAAAGCCAGAGAGAGAGAAGAAGAACUGAGGAGAGGACUGGAGAUGAUGAAGGAGAGAAUUUCACAGAGAGAAAGAAAAAGAGAGGAAGAAAGGAAAUAUCGUGAUGGUUAUUUUGAUUUUUUACAUGUUUUUAACCUCCUCACAGUCCUAAACUGUAGGGAACAGAUGGACAUGAAGAUGCAGAAAGGGGAAAAGCUGCACCACAAAGUAGAAAAAAGGGCCUUUAGUGAUGGAAACCAACAGAAGACAUGUGACCAGAAGCAGGACGAAUCACGAGAGCAAGAAAAGCUAAACGGAGGAGUCCUGAGCCCAGAGCAGCCUGAAGCAUCUUCAUCCCUCACUGAGCCCUCCUGGCCUAUUGGAGAAACCAGGGCCUUUAACAGAAACCAACACAAUAAUAAAGACCAGCAGCAAGACAAGCCCAGAGAGCAACAGAAUCUCCAAGGAUUCAGCUGGUCUGUUUCUCUAAAUGGAGGAGCACUGAGCCCAGAGCAGCCUAAACUCCCAACAUCAUCCCUCGCUGAGCCCACCACACCUUUUAAUGUGAGAGACAGUGAGGAGAAUGAGGAACCUGGCUCGCAGCUUCAGUCUUUCCAGGAGCCAGAAGCAGAGGAACCGGCCUCAGAGACUCAGAUAAACACAGAUGAAAAGUGUGAGAACAGUCCGAGGCCACAACCGUCUGUUUUCAAGUGUUUCAGCAGAUUCUGGUUGCCGAAGAUCAGGAUGCCAAAGCUCAGUUUUAAGAAAUGGAGAAAAAGAGCAGAUUAAGCGACUGUGCCAUCC
Colossoma macropomum (tambaqui) is the source of this 2047-nucleotide messenger RNA. RefSeq names its product trichohyalin-like. NCBI's taxonomy places the organism in Eukaryota, Metazoa, Chordata, Actinopteri, Characiformes, Serrasalmidae. The record is from RefSeq and is a predicted model, not a curated record. The coding region runs from base 878 to 2032 and encodes 384 amino acids. The transcript has 4 exons.